Molecule: messenger RNA, 1380 nt
Organism: Colletotrichum truncatum
Lineage: Eukaryota; Fungi; Ascomycota; Sordariomycetes; Glomerellales; Glomerellaceae
Product: riboflavin transporter mch5
Biological process (GO): transmembrane transport
Cellular component (GO): membrane
Molecular function (GO): transmembrane transporter activity
Source: RefSeq, a predicted model, not a curated record
AUGGAGGAAAAGACCACAUCAGGCCCCGGAAUGGGGGCCGGCGACGCCACCGAUAGGACCCGCCAACCGCCCUCGUCCGAUCCGAACCCUUGCGCCGAUGCCGGAAGUCAUGCUGAGCCAACUAUGAUGGAAGAAGCAGUAGUUGCGAUUCCGGAAACUAUUUCCAGCACGGAUGGUUUUCCCGAGGGAGGCCGGCAGGCCUGGACGGUACUUUUCGGGUCAUGGUGUGUUCUCCUCUGCACCUACGGCCUCGGCAACAGCAUCGGUGUCUUCCAGACAUACUACGUCAACGAUGCGCUCAGGCAAUACUCCUCGUCUACGAUAUCGUGGAUUACCAGUUUUAUGCAAUGGACAAUGAACUUUCUGCCUAUUGUAUGGGGUUUUGCUUUUGACAAGUAUGGCCCGAGAUGGAUCCUCUUCGGGGGUACCAUCAUCUACGUCUUCGGUAUGAUGAUGGUGUCUUUGGGGACGGAGUAUUAUCACUUUUUCCUUGCUCAAGGCAUUGUCUGUCCCAUCGGAGCUAGCGCCGCCACCAGCGCAUGCAUGUCGUGCCUCGUUACCUGGUUCCAUCGGCGACGCGGACUGGCCUUUGGUAUUAUGAUGUCCGGUUCCUCCUGCGGUGGCAUCAUUCUACCCAUCAUGAUACCCAAGCUGAUCACCAAGGUUGGCUUUCCGUGGGCGAUACGCGCCGUCGGCUUCAUGUUUCUGUUCCUCCUCACCAUCGCCAACUGCACUGUCAGGUCCCGACUCAAGCCCGAGCAGAGGUCAGUAGACAUGAAGGAGUACUUCCGGGGCAUUCGAGAGCCGACCAUGAUGUCGACUGUUUUUGGUUUGUUCUUGGUCUUCUUAGGCCUGUUCGUUCCAUACAACUUUGUCAUAUUGCAGGCUAAAGCCCAGGGUAUGGACCAGGAACUGGUUAUCUACUUGCUGCCGAUCAUGCAUGCAGUUGGGAUUGUCGGACGUAUACUUCCAGGUCUCAUCGCAGACAAGAUUGGACGGUACAACAUCAUGAUAAUCAUCGCCACUCUCACGGGCAUUGCUUGUCUAGCACUCUGGAUACCGAUCAAGAACAAUGCCGGUAUCUUGCUCUUCACGGCGGCGUUUGGAUUCUGCUCAUCUGGUCUCACCUCGAUCGGACCUACUCUGAUUGCUCAAAUCUCUGACAUCAGGGAGAUUGGCGCUCGCACAGGCACAGCAUUUGCCUUCCAGUCCUUCGGUGCGCUUACGGGAAGCCCGAUCGCCAGUGCUAUUGUUGAUGCGCGCGGAGGUGACUAUCUGGGUUUGCAACUGUUUUGCGGAUUUGCCAUCUUUGCGUCAGCAGGCGUAUUUGCAUCGGCACGGUAUUUCCAGACGGGUGGUUUCAAAUUGAAAAAGGUCUAG